Halichondria panicea is the source of this 1287-nucleotide messenger RNA. RefSeq lists its product as uncharacterized. Gene Ontology annotation, cellular component: Golgi apparatus. NCBI's taxonomy places the organism in Eukaryota, Metazoa, Porifera, Demospongiae, Suberitida, Halichondriidae. The transcript has 2 exons. Bases 1 to 1164 code for a protein of 387 amino acids. The record is from RefSeq and is a predicted model, not a curated record. Gene Ontology annotation, molecular function: glycosyltransferase activity.
AUGACUAGCAAACGACAGUGUCUCUGUUGCUCUCUGCUCUGCCUGUUCUUCUGCACUGUCAUCCUCCAGCUGUGUCAUAAUGGUCUUUUGAAACAUGUCAAACACUUAUUAGUCAAGAAGCAACUACACCAGACGUCUCUGGCACUAUCUGAUAUAAGACGCCCUCAAAUACUCACCCCGUUCAUCAGUACCGACCCCCCCUCCUCUAGCUCUGUACUCAGUCAUCACAUUAGUUUCCCACACGGAGAUGCCGUGAGGGAUGACGUCCUAAACGCCCCCUGGGUGUCUGUAUUACGAGAAACGCUGCACAAGUUUCCAUCAAAACAACUCAAUCUGGUUGCAAGCAAUGGCCAGUUCAGGUCCAUCUUACUCAACUGGCUGAUUUCCUCACUCGUCAAGCUGCCACGCCCACUUGAUAAUGUCCUAGUGAUAGCUCUGGACAGUGACCUACACACAUUACUGGAGGAGAGAGGUGUACCAUCAGUGUACGUAGACAACACCACUGUGGUUUCCAUGGAUACAGAAAUGCAAACCCGCUACUCACACAUUUGGAUAACUCGGACCACUGUGUACAGACUGAUCAGUCACUGGGGCUAUGACAUCGCCGUGUUUGACUCUGACGCUAUUCUACUGCAGAACCCUACUCAACUGUUUGAUACGUACAAAGAUGUGGACAUGAUUGGAUCUGCUGGCAGUUAUCCGUUCCUACUGGGGGAGAAAUGGGGUGUAACCUUCUGUAUGGGCGUGGCCUUGUUCAGGCACACACACAGAACAGAGCUGCUCUGGGAAGUUCUUGCUGGCACUAGAAACUUUUCAAUGGACGAUCAAGUUAAAUUGAACUAUGCUCUGGACGAGUGCAGUAUUCAGUGGUCCCCCGUCCAUGUCCAAACAGAGACUGUACUGGGCGAGUGUGCAGCUGACAAGCUCGGGGGACUGAGAGUGGCCGUAUUACCUCACAGUGUGAUAUGCAGGAAGGCACCCUGUGCUUCAUCACUGUAUGUCCUCCAUCGCAACUCAAGGAAGGAGAGCUCAGCCAAGAGGCAGAUAGCCAGGACAUACGGUGUGUGGUACCUCAGACCAAACUGGACAAUGAUCGAUAGCAGGACAACUGGUUCCACAAGACUGACUGGAACUGAAUGGUUGCGUGCAAUAGCCAGGUCAUAACUCUGUCACUUGUCAACCUUAUAUCACUCUCAACCCCACACUGUUUUAUAUCUUCAACUUACAUGUAUUUAUGUAAUUCAUAAUUAUUACAAAUAAAGAACAUGAAGACCGUUUUAAUAAUGA